Messenger RNA from Fusarium poae, 2514 nucleotides. RefSeq lists its product as uncharacterized. Gene Ontology annotation, biological process: DNA-templated transcription; regulation of DNA-templated transcription. Bases 1 to 2514 code for a protein of 837 amino acids. Gene Ontology annotation, molecular function: DNA-binding transcription factor activity, RNA polymerase II-specific; DNA binding; zinc ion binding. Lineage: Eukaryota; Fungi; Ascomycota; Sordariomycetes; Hypocreales; Nectriaceae. The transcript has 5 exons. The record is from RefSeq and is a predicted model, not a curated record.
AUGUCGUCGACGACUCAACCGGGCAUGUUCCAAUGUGGUUCAUGCAAGAAGAAUUAUAAGCGUCUUGAUCAUCUAGCUCGUCACGUGCGCUCCCAUACACAGACCAAACCUUACAAGUGCCAUGUCUGUCCAAAAGCCUUCACCAGACCUGACCUCCUCAAGAGACAUGUCUCUGGUCACGGUUCACAAGCUGGGGAAGGUUCAGUGUCUGAUCAACCCCGGUUCAUGCCAGGAAGGGUAGGCAAGGCUUGUAAAGCCUGUUCGUCGAAUCAUCUACGGUGUAGCGAUGAGAAACCCUGUCGGAGGUGCCAAGAAAAGGGCAUUGAGUGCAAGUGGAAUGAUCCAAUGGAGAUGGACGCAGACUAUGCCUCGCCUGAGGACCAACAGCAGAAUGAGUCUAUGUUUUCAAAUGAAUCCAUGACAGGGUUUGGAGAACAAACAAGUAUUUCGAAUUCUGGUUCGUCAGUGAUGGGUCAGCCGUCUUUGGAUAUCUUGACGCCUCAAACAACUCAAAGCCUUUUCCAAAAUCUUGACCCAUCCUUGAAUCCACCGACAGACCCUCUAUCCUUCCAAUUUCCAGACCUCAACCUCCUCUCUGGUACCUGGGCCUCUACCACCAACGAUGUAGAGAUGUUCUCCUACAAUGAGCUCGACGACAUUGACCUACGAUUCCUCGACUCUUAUAAUGCAACCAUUCCCUUCGAGAUACGGAGUAUUCAGCCAACACCACGAGGAGCUCAGACACCACGCGCUGCGUCACAUACCGAUCCGGGUGAGCCAGCCGCCAUGUGUACCGAAGCAUUCCAGAACUCGCAUUGGAAGUUUAGACCCAACGCAAAGGAUCAUGCAGGCGCCGAAGAACACAACCUUUCUCUUCCUGCUACCGACUCCGCGUAUCCUUCUCCCGAGUCUGGUGUCGCGUUGGAUUUGAACACGAGGGUCACUUGUGCCAAGCUGGAAGGACCUGCACGAGAUCGGAUUCUGAUGAUGGUUGUGAGUAGUUGUCGGUCAGAUCAUCUCUCCAAAGCAGUUGCAUCAUUUCCGUCCGCCGAGUUAUUAGACACUCUGCUUCAGUUCUACUUGACCUCUUCCGUCACACACGCCACAGCUUUCAUCCAUGCCGCUUCCUUCAACCCGAACGAAAAGAGACCUGAGCUGGUUGCCGCCAUGGCCGCUUGUGGUGCUGUCUUGACUUCCGACCCAGCUUUGUCAAAGCUUGGUUAUGCUAUACAAGAAUGCCUCCGGGUUGCUGUAGCCAAACAUUGGGAACGCGACAACACUCUCGUCCGAGACCUCCAACUCACCCAAGCCUUUCUCAUCAUCCUGGAAAUGGGGAUUUGGAGCGGUCUACCCAGGAAGGUCGAAAUCGCAGAAAGCUUCUUUAAUCCUGUUUUGACCAUGAUGCGCCGUGAUGGAAAAUUCAAAAGGUCUGCCUACUCUGAUCACAAAUCUGUCGCCCGUGCUUCGCGUCAAGAUUGGCUGGACUGGAUACAGCAUGAAUCAUUCAAGCGGCUUGCCCUACGAAUGCUCUCCCACGAUGCAAACUCUUCCAUGGCGUUGAUGGUCGGCCCCUUAGUCUCGUACGCAGAGGUUCUACUGCCUUUGCCGGGAAAUGCAGAAUUGUGGACUGCUUCGUCUCCAGAGCAGUGGAGUUCCCUGAUGGCUUCGCGUGUCGACAGCGAACCACUUUACGUCGCAGAUGUCAUUGAUGAUCCCGACGUUUUGAACAACUAUGCGGGCUCGGUAGAUGCUUACGCUGCGAUUCUCGCCGUCCUUGCGUGUACUUGGACCAUGUGUUGGGAAUACCUCCAAAUAGCAUCCCUUCAAAGAUCCAAACCACGCCGAUGGAACACUCUUGUGACAGAGAUGCGGAAAGACGAGUUACUGAAACUGACUGGCCACUUGAAAUUGAGUUUGUCAGCGGAUGCCGCCGCAGACCCCGAGAUCAAAAUGCGCCUCGAACUCACGCUCUUGCAUUUACAGAUGCCAUUCGAAGAUAUUCAAAUAUUCGCUGGCAUGGAAGGUCCUGAACGCGCACGCGCAGUCUACCCAAUGGUUCGAGAUUGGGCUAAAAGUGAAGCUGCUCGGCACACAAUCUACCACGCGGCUCAAAUUGUACAAAUCGCCAAAGAAUCACCGAAAGGCUCCAUGCGCGGACCCAUGGCCAUUAUACUCUACCACGCCAGCUUGGCCUUUUGGGUUUACGGUUUGUUGUCUGACCAGUCGCGCGCACUCAGCCAAAACGUGUAUCUCGACGACGUGGACAGUCUCGCAUUGCAACGAUUCAAGGGGUUUGGUCAAGGACAGCCCUGUAUUCGAUGGCAUUCCGAGAUUGAAGGACAAGGUGAAAUAAUGAUGAGUGUAUCGCUGAGUCAACCUAAUAAAGUCAUGGAAGCUGUAAUGGGCGUUGUGAGGAAAAACUUUGCGGGGUUGCCAACACCACACCUCACAGAAAAAUUGGUACAGCUUAUGGGGGAAUUGGAGAAUUCUGCAAAGAGAAAGAUGGAUGCUUGA